This is a messenger RNA of Rotaria sordida, 2199 nucleotides long. The record is from the annotation of a GenBank genome assembly. Lineage: Eukaryota; Metazoa; Rotifera; Eurotatoria; Philodinida; Philodinidae.
AUGAAAUAUUACAGAGUCGUAUAUCUGUUCGUAUUAUUAAUCUACGGAUGUAAUGCACAAGAAGGCACAACAAUUAAUCCAAGUACCUGGAAUGGUGAUCCAAGAAUAUGUACAGUCAAUCCGUCAACUCCAGGAACGGAUGAUAGACCUUUACCAACAUUUCCAAAUCAAGCAGAAUUUGCUUUAGAAAGAGUAGAAGUUAGACACGUAUUAAAUAUAACAUUACCAAGUCAAUUAACAAUGUAUCAAUAUUUAUAUGAUUAUAAUGCUAAUAAAUUGGUUUUAGUUAAAAAUGCAAAUGGUUUUAUUGAUGCUGAAUAUUUUUAUUAUGACACAUUAAAAAAAUCAACUUAUUAUCGUGGAGAAUUUUGUGUCGUUACUAGUAUUGACAUGAAUAAAGACAUAGAUGGUACAUCGGCUAUUCAAUUACAAGAUAAUACAUGGCAUAUUCGUCCAUUGAAUGAAUUUCUAUUAUUUUCCAGUAAUGAUCCACGACGACCACCAAUUCGACCAAGAUAUGCAGGUACAAGUACAGUACGCGGAAUUCCAGUUGAUCAAUGGGAAACUUGUAUAAUCGAUCGAAAUAAUUUUCAAACUUUUCGACGUGUAUGGUCAUUUGCACAAAAAGGUUUUGAUACACCAACUGGUACUGUUGGUGAUUUAGCUUAUCCAGUUCAAGCAAUUAUUAAUGCUUCAGUUCUAUUACCAAAUGGUACACAACUUGGAGAAUUUGAUGAAGUAUUUAAUGUUUAUGCAUAUAGACCAGGAAUUAUAGAAACUACUGAUCAAUUAGCUCCACCAAAAGGUGUAUUUUGUGCUAGUGGUCCAGAUCAAAAUUUAGUAUCACUUCAAGAUGCUCGUAUUCAAUGGCCUGAGCGUUUUAGUGUUCGUGUUGAUGCAUCAUCAUCACGUACUCCACGAUGGCAAAGAUUUCAUUUACGUUAUGAUCGUGGUCGUGAACGUAGUUCAAAACGUAUUCGUUAUGAUUAUUUACCAGGUGAUGGAGAAGAUUUUGAAUCCGUUAUACAUGAUUAUGGUGAUAAUUUAACAUAUAUUAUUGAUCGUCGUGUUGGUUCAUGUAAAAUUAAUCGUGGUGUUGAAUAUCCUGAUAUUAGUCCAAAUCGUGAUCCAGCUAGUUUCUUUAUUAAACAUGAAAGUAGAUUUUUUGAGUCACGUGAUAAAGUUUGGGAAUUUAAUGGAUUUCGAUCAUGCCGAGGUAAUACAAUUAAAUGUGCAGCAGUAACAACUUCAGUUGAUAAAUUUCCUGUUAUUGUUGAACCUGAUACGGAUAAACCAAGUGGUGAAACAUGGGCAGCAACAAAUAUUGAAUAUGGUUGGUCAAUGCGUGCACCUUCACAAACAGUACCUGGUACAGAUAAACAUUUUGAUUAUCCAGUAUAUUUAUAUUUAAAAUUAUAUCGAUAUAAUGAUCCAACAAAUCCAUCACCAUUAAAUAUUCGUACAGAAGAUAUUGAAUAUGAAUUUUAUGAAAUGUCUCAUGAAAUACAUCCAAAUGAUUUUGAUAUAAGUCUAUGUUAUCGUUCACUUAAUUUAGAAUAUUUACAUCUUAGUUUUAUACUUAAUGUUGAUGAAAGUGCUAUUGAUGGAAAUCAUGUAGACAGACGUUUACUUGAAAGAGAAGUUCAUGCUAAUUUAGCUGAUAAAAUGCAAAUAAGAUACUCACGUAUUUCUGAACUUGAUAUAUUUCAUGAACAUGCUACAAAUGAUGUUAAUGUUUUUUUUACUUUACUUGGUCCAACACCGAAACCUGAAUCACCAACUCUUGUGUCUGAUAAUGAACCAACAGCUGCACAAUCACGAGAUGUUCUUAAAAAAUCAAUUGAUGGUGGAACAUUUCAAUUUACAAUGAAAUUUACUGAUGAUUCAACUACAGAUAUUCCAUUUCAAGCAGUUGUUGGUUCAUUAAAAGAUUCAAAACAGUAUAAGUCAUCUCAUGCAGUCGGAAAACCAGUUAUUACAGAAUCAUAUUCAGCAGGUGCACAAGCUGGUGCUGUUAUUGGUGGAAUAAUUGUUGGUCUUGCUGUUGGUAUUCUUAUAGCAGCAGUCAUUCGAAUUGUACGUAAAGAACCAAUGCCAGAUUUACCAAUGAUACCAACUUCAUUUCAAAAUCCUUUACCAAAUAUUAGUUUUCAUAAUAAAAAACAAGCAGCUGAUGCAAAAACUACACCCGAUGCUUAA